This is a messenger RNA of Eremomyces bilateralis CBS 781.70, 1094 nucleotides long. RefSeq lists its product as uncharacterized. The transcript has a single exon. NCBI's taxonomy places the organism in Eukaryota, Fungi, Ascomycota, Dothideomycetes, Eremomycetales, Eremomycetaceae. Gene Ontology annotation, cellular component: membrane. The record is from RefSeq and is a predicted model, not a curated record. Bases 132 to 974 code for a protein of 280 amino acids.
GUAAAUUCAACGACUGCAAUGGAAUAAUACCCAGCUCCCAGGAAUUUCCAUUGAGGACCUUGCGAUAAUAUUCGACGCAUGUUCGCUCCCUCUUCACCCUAUACCAAUCGAUUCAGGCCACGGGACCAACCAUGGCCGAUUCUAAACCUCGAGGCUCUAGUGAGCCGUAUAAAUCAAAGAAUCCAAAAUAUGUCGACCUGAUUAGCCGUGGCGUCAGAGGACCUUCACCAGCAGGCACCCUCACCUUCAUCGGCUUACGCACCCUCGACAUCCCUCUUCAGUAUGCCCUCCUCGGCAGAGGACUGGGGGCAUCACUACUCAUGAAACUGGGCCUGACGCCGAUUUCCGCGCAACCUGCUUUCCGGACCGGCUUCACCGCAAUCGAUUCCUUGGGUUUGCCGCUCCCGCAACUGAUCAUGCUCCUGAUGACCGUAGGCGGCGCGAUGCGGCAUUAUUACUGGAUCGGGUUCCUCUCGAAUGAGAAGUUCGCAGUGAAGUCUGCUCUAGCUAUGACCGUGUACACUUCCUUGAUGAACGUUAUCGGCUCCAUUCUAAUCACUUCGGCUGCGACCUCGAGUAUCAAUUCUACCUGGCGCAUUCCCCGAAUCGACCUCCCCGCAUCGAUCGUCAUCGGUUUCGCCGGAUUUCUUCUCGGCACCUUAUUCGAGACCGGCUCCGACCAUCAGAGGAAGGUGUUCAAGGACAAGCCGGAGAAUCAGGGCAAGGUCUGCACGGUUGGGUUCUGGAAGUAUGCUAGGCAUAUAAAUUAUGGGGGAUACGUCCUCUGGAGAUCGGCUUAUGUCCUCGCGGCAACCGGUUGGAUUGGAGCUCUGGCAACGGCGGCAGUCCAUGGGAGUGAUUUAGGGACAAGGGGAGUUGCGACGAUGGAUGAGUACAUGUCGUUCCGAUAUGGAGAGCAGUGGAGACAGUAUAAGGCGAAAGUGACAUACAAACUGUUCCCUGGAGUCUACUGAACUGGCAGUUGGCGUAUCAUUUAUUAAGUAUUGCCAAAUGCCGACUUGAAACAACUGAUAUAUUAACAUAUCCACUCAUAUCCUUCGCGCUACUCCGGAAAUACGUCAUAUAAUUAUUGC